Suillus clintonianus is the source of this 2041-nucleotide messenger RNA. Its product is annotated as FAD binding domain-containing protein. Lineage: Eukaryota; Fungi; Basidiomycota; Agaricomycetes; Boletales; Suillaceae. The transcript has 11 exons. The coding region runs from base 47 to 1756 and encodes 569 amino acids. Gene Ontology annotation, molecular function: FAD binding. The record is from RefSeq and is a predicted model, not a curated record.
AAUGAAUGUCCGGCGAAGCUCGGGAGUAGCAUCCUUGUAGUGGCGAAUGAUAUGUCUAGGCAGAUUAUUGUCGCGCGAGGAAGCGUUUAUGACCGCAUGGCCAUUUCAUCAGAAGAAGGAAUCGAGUAAGGUAGGGGCCGGGCCAGUGGGCCUGGUAGCAGCGUUGACGCUCCUCCAGAACGGCAUCCCAGUUCGCAUCAUCGACAAAGACCCUAACCCUCGCAUCGGACAGCGUGGUACCGCAUACUGGCCACGGACCCUCGAACUCCUCAACUUCCUGAAUGUCCCAGAAGUCAACGAUCUGGGGGAAUCGGUCCUUCCCGUUCAGUGGUACAAGUACGGGUCGUUAACGCCUCUGAUAAAUCCCCCGGCGCCCCCGACUAUGGAACCUAACCCUGCGGUACCAUUUCACAACCUGAGGAUAAUGGGUCAACAACGCCUAGAUGUAAUUCUGAAAGGCCAUCUUGCGAAGUUCUCUUGCUCUGUCGAGAUGGGCACAGAACUGUGCUCAUUUGAGCAGUCCGACGAGGGCAUUACAACUGUUCUCGCGAAGAACGGCAUAUUAGAGAGGUUCAAUGCAAAGUGGAUGAUCGGUGCUGAUGGCGCUAAAGGUGUCGUUCGCAAGCAACUUGGGCUCACGUUUUUGGGUGAGACUAGACCCGAUGACCAACUUCUGACCGGAGAUAUCCGUUUCAAGAGUGAUGGUAUUGAUAGAAUGCAUGUUCACCAGUUUGGAAACUUUAGUGAACGAGGCGUGGCGUUACAGCCAUCGAACGAAGUUGGAGAGGACGGAUGGCAAUUUUUUAUCUUCGGCCCUGAACUAGACAAGACGAAGAUCGCUCAGAGCGAGGAUCUUGUCUUCGAGACCAUCACGUCGUUAAUACCAGCAGAAAUCACGUUCGACAGGGUGAUUUGGAUGAGCGCAUUCCAAGCCAAUAUCCGGAUGGUGAAUAAGUUUAGCGAGGGUCGGGUCUUUGUUGUGGGCGCUGCUUCAAGUGUCCAUAGUCCAAUGGGUGGCCAGGGACUCAAUUCAGGUAUGCAAGAUGCUUUCAAUCUAGGAUGGAAACUUGCGCUCGUCGAAAAAGGACUCGCCGACAAGUCUCUUCUCGAGACAUACACCGCCGAGCGUUUGCCUGUCAUUUCCGAGUUGCUCGAGAUAACCACCGCGAUUCUCAACAAGGCAAUCGUAGGAGAAGUGUCGCUCGCACAAAGCCCGAAGCUCUUCAUGCUCGGGAUCAAUUACCGAUUCAGCAACAUCGUCCUGGAUGAGUUUGUGCCUCCAGUCGAGGGCAGGCCUAUCAACGCCUACGGGGAGUAUGACGAGAGGUAUCUGGAGGCUGGAGACAGGGCGCCUGAUGCGCCCAAUAUGCUCCAGGUGGGGCGCGGAGAGUCCAAUGUGAAGACGCUUUUUGGUCUGUACAGACCCUGGUACCAUACGGUGCUUGUGUUCGCGCCCAGUCUCGCUGAUGCUAGCCCGAUCUUGGGAGCACUGGAGGCAUGGGACAAAAGCGUCGUGCGAUCGGCAGUCGUUCUGCCCUCAUUUACAUCAGUACCAGAUGUCGCAUCUCUUGCGGACCUCGUUCUUGUUGACCAGGAUGGAUAUGCUUAUUCGGCUUACCUCAUGGAAGCUGGCAAGACGACGGUGUCUGUGAUACGGCCAGACGGAGUGGUUGGGGCGAUCGUUCAUGGUGCAAAGGGCGUGAAGAAGUAUUUCUCGAAAAUAUUUUUUGACGCGUCAAUAGUAUCACGUUUGUAACUGAGUUACGACAUCAAAUUACACCAAUUUGUUCGAAAACAAUUCGCUGCUCGAGCUGGACUCACGCAAUACGCAGCCCAAUUGUUCACUGCCGAGGCCGCUUUCAUUGUCAGACGUCUCAGAAUCUAGGCGCGACUCAAACACAACCAACAAUGACCUGAAUGCUGAGAAACAUGAUCUUUGUGAGUAUUGAUACAUCAUUUAUGCUAGAGAGCACCUGAGAGAAAAGACCAGCACGACUUGAGCACGACGUGAGGAAAAAGUCUUAGAAGCAGUCAGAGUCUC